Oncorhynchus tshawytscha (Chinook salmon) is the source of this 1469-nucleotide messenger RNA. It is a transcript of the gene haus7, whose product is annotated as HAUS augmin-like complex, subunit 7. Gene Ontology annotation, cellular component: HAUS complex. The record is from RefSeq and is a predicted model, not a curated record. Gene Ontology annotation, molecular function: microtubule minus-end binding. Bases 55 to 1104 code for a protein of 349 amino acids. The transcript is spliced from 9 exons. NCBI's taxonomy places the organism in Eukaryota, Metazoa, Chordata, Actinopteri, Salmoniformes, Salmonidae. Gene Ontology annotation, biological process: spindle assembly; centrosome cycle.
CUAACCUACCGCGUUAACCCACGUCACUUCCGCUCUGACUCUCCCAGCAGGAAGAUGGCGGCUACUUCGAAAGAACACCGACUGUCCCAACAUGUCUACGCUACUCUACAGACCCUGUCAUGUUCCCUGGUGGAAGGUCUAUAUCUGCGUGAGGCUGACAGUAUGCAGGAACUACUGUGUACUCCAUCGCAACACCGCACCGACAUACUGGCAUGGAUCUGUAGCAGCAUCUGUCCAUCUCUCGGUAAGAAACUGCCCACACUCAGAUCUAAAGACCCAAUCUCCCUCAGCCAAGAAUCAAUGUCUCUCUCUCACCUAGAGCUGGCAGUGUUUGGCCAGGAGAUGAUGCUGUGUAGAACAGACGACCUGGACCUGAUCACGGGCCGGGCCUGCCCCCUGCGCCAGCUGUGGUUCCUGGAGCAGCUGCUUACUUUAGUGCCUGACUCCGUGGACAGCAGUGAGGACAGCAGGGCCGGAGGAGAGGGCCUACUGAAGGAACUCUUCUGUCCUGAAGCUCUGCCUCACCUGACACAUGCUCUCACCCCUACUCUCAACCCCUGGCCCUCUGAUAUCAGGGGUGCCAGGAAGGGUCAGAGGUCACUACCCAGCAGGUCGAGGGGCGAGGAGGUUGCUGAUGUCACAGCCCUGCUGGAGUCCACUCACGCCGCCCUGGAACAGCUGCAUGACCAGUGUGUGUUCCUGCGUGGUGAGGAGGCCAGUCCUAGCCGGUUCUCUGUGUGCGCGUUACGCGUAGCUGUGUCUGAUCUGGCCCAGAUGAUGAGUGUGUUCAGCCGUGUGUACGACACGGACUUCAGAUCCUACUGCAGCAGAGACCCUCCCAGCCUCAGAUCACACACACACAUCUUCAGCACUGUCCAUAGGCUGCUCAACGCCUGCAACACGGAGCUAGAGGUCCUGCAGCAGGUAUCAGAGGUGUCUGUAUGUCUGUCUGACACGGUGAAUGAGGUACACUCGGACCCUUGCUACUGGAGUCACGGACACAAACGCACCCUCUCCACCCAGUUGGAGGACCUUACCAAGAGAUACACGGAGUUCCUUUCUCUUCACCACGGAACGGAUAGCAAACCGCUAACCGAACCCUGAACUCCAGACUGAAGCUAGCAGGCUACCGCUAACCGAACCCUAAACUCUACAGACAACUAUUAGCUUGCUACUGCUAACUCUCCAUGAUCACCACAUGCAUUUCAAUGCUACGGUUGUUCUAGUAUCAGUGCUAACUGUGUAACUGUUACUAGGGCAGUAGGCACAUCAUUAUCUAGCUUGGCUUUCCAUGUUCCCAUCUUAGUUUUUAAAAAUGUUACAAUACACUUUCUCAACACCAGAACUGCAGACAACAUUGUUUUAUGUUGUCUGUGUGUGAUAUUUGUCUCUCUUGGUUGCACCGGGUCUCUUGAAAAAAAUAUUUUAUCGUUACUAACCUGGAUAAAUAAAGGUUACUAGUUUCUGAA